ACACAUCAUGUUAUUAUAAGUAUACAUUGAUAAACGCCAGUGGAGGGCCGGAAUUUUCUGUUUUCCAUAUAUGUCUAGAUUGGGAGUGUUUUAUCUCUGCCAUCCAUCAGCCUAUGUUAACUCAGUUGCUCAGUCCGUGGUUGUAGUGAUGUGCAACAGAUCAAUGAUGAGAAUUGUGUCUCUGUUGAGUCUCUUCUGGUCUCUGGUGGAGGUCCACUCUCAGACCUUUCCUUAUGUCUCCUUCAUGGGCCAAACUCUGGCCAACCAUUCCUAUGUGAACCUCGGUGAAGUGGGGAGACCUGAUCUUCCUGGUGGUGGUGAAGGUGUUCAGUGUAUCACUGACCUGACCACAUGUUGUACAAGUAUUGAUGGUCCUCAUCGUGGAGACUGGUAUUUCCCUGAUGGAACUAGACUGCUUUUCCCUGCACCUAAUGUUGAUAUCCAUGAGUUUCGUGUAACUCAGAGUGUAGAGCUACGCCGUAACACUAAUGCUAACUCACCAGUUGGUAUCUUUCGCUGUGAUAUUCCAACUAAUGCUGUCCAUGAUGUUACUGACAUCUCAGUGAGAGAUGCACCAGUCUAUGUGGGACUGUAUACUGCCACUGGAGGAGACAUCUCAAUAUCUGAAGGAGUGGCAUUUGACCCUAGCCAGCUGACCCUCACCUGUGUCUCCACUGGUGGACCUGCUACCACUGUCACUUGGACCAGAGGCAAUGUCAAUAUCACUGGAAAGCAAAACGAGACUGUGUUGAAUAACCCAGUGACUGCACAGUACACCCACACUCUGACUGUGACUACUGCAGGACAGUACACUUGUACCGUGGCUAAUAACAAGCCCUCUUCUGAUUCAGCUAGCACCUUUGUAUCAGGUCCCCCACCUCCCACUGAUGUGACAGCAGUCCAGGAUGGUCCCACUAGUAUCACAGUGACCUGGACUCCUCCCUCUCCACUGGGAGGUACCACUGGCUACAGGAUCUCCUUCACUGGAGGCAGUGAUGUGGAUAUUGAUGGUGGCUCUACCAACAGCUACACUCUGACUGGUCUCACCAAUGGACAGACCUACACCAUAUCCAUUGUAGCAAUAUCUGAACACCUCUUCAGUGAUGCCACCACAUUUCAAAUCACA
This is a messenger RNA of Geodia barretti, 1126 nucleotides long. The record is from the annotation of a GenBank genome assembly. Lineage: Eukaryota; Metazoa; Porifera; Demospongiae; Tetractinellida; Geodiidae.